AUGGCAGAUAAAAAAUCGCUAGGACGUCAAAAGAUCCCUAUGGCCAAAAUAGAAAAGGAAGAAGCCCGAUACGCGGCAUUUUCAAAGCGUCGGAAAGGUCUGUAUAAAAAAGCUAGCGAAUUGAUUGGAGAAUAUGACGAUCUUGAUAUAGGAAUAAUAAUGUUUUCUCCCACCGGUAAGCCUUACUCUUUUUUUCACCGUACGGUUGAUGUUGUUAUUGAUCGCUUUUUAAAUCCAAAUACGUUGUCAAGUGAAAGUAAUAGCCUUGCUGCUGAAAACUCUCGGAACAAAGCGAAUGAACUGAAAGUUAAACUUGACGAAUAUGAUAUUCCAAAAAAUGAUGAGACUGACGAGAUGAGAUUGUGGGAAUCCAUCAAGGAAUCUGAUGUAGAGGAGGUGACAAAACAUGAGAUUUGGUUGAAGUCCACUGUUGCUGGUUUGAAAGAUCGUUUGAUGCAGUUGACAAAUGGUGCUUCUCCCUCUGCACAAUCCCCUCCUGAAGAUGCGAAUUAA
Molecule: messenger RNA, 513 nt
Organism: Lycium barbarum (goji berry)
Lineage: Eukaryota; Viridiplantae; Streptophyta; Magnoliopsida; Solanales; Solanaceae
Product: agamous-like MADS-box protein AGL61
Exons: 1
Coding region: 1-513 (170 amino acids)
Biological process (GO): regulation of transcription by RNA polymerase II
Molecular function (GO): protein dimerization activity; DNA-binding transcription factor activity, RNA polymerase II-specific; RNA polymerase II cis-regulatory region sequence-specific DNA binding
Source: RefSeq, a predicted model, not a curated record